AUGAGGCGCCAGCGCAAAUAUUUCAAUGAGCUGGAAGAUCGUGACAGACUUAACUCACUCGACCGUUUGUUCCCAGACUCAGCUCACUUUGCACAUUCAUAUGCAGGACAAACGAGCCCAAUAAUCACCGGUUUCUUCUCUCUGCUUCUUCUAACAUGGGCGCAUUUUUUGUUCAUUUCUUCUAGCCCUCGGUGUCCUCUGAUCUUUGUACUGGCCACUACGGCCUGGCUAUUGGGCAGCGCAUCAUUUGCCCAGUGCUUGGUCGAGCUGGAUUCGAGUGAGCCGUCUGCGAAUGGAGUCGCGAGUGCUGGGGAGGCUGAGCUUUCGGAGAGGGACCUAAUGGAGCAGUGCGAUCCUUGCGGUCUGGCCGAGUUGUCCACAAAGCGAAGCCAGUUUCUGCGACUGGGAAAGUGGGGCACCUUCGUCAGGCUUGGAAAGAGGUCACAAUUCCUGCGCAUCGGACGUUGA
This is a messenger RNA of Protopolystoma xenopodis, 468 nucleotides long. NCBI's taxonomy places the organism in Eukaryota, Metazoa, Platyhelminthes, Monogenea, Polystomatidea, Polystomatidae. The record is from the annotation of a GenBank genome assembly.